Molecule: messenger RNA, 2470 nt
Organism: Limanda limanda (common dab)
Lineage: Eukaryota; Metazoa; Chordata; Actinopteri; Pleuronectiformes; Pleuronectidae
Gene: bmpr1ba
Product: bone morphogenetic protein receptor, type IBa
Exons: 11
Coding region: 37-1668 (543 amino acids)
Biological process (GO): BMP signaling pathway; protein phosphorylation; cellular response to growth factor stimulus
Cellular component (GO): plasma membrane; signaling receptor complex
Molecular function (GO): ATP binding; SMAD binding; transforming growth factor beta receptor activity, type I
Source: RefSeq, a predicted model, not a curated record
AGAGGAGAAGAGAGGAGCGGAGCGGCAGUCUCUACCAUGCCAGUGCAGGGAGAAAGGCUGGAGCGCUGUCUCUCUCUCUGUCUCUGGAGCCGGAGUCCUCUGCUGCUGCUUGGACUGUUCUCUCUUCACGCACAUGCACACGGCAACAUAUUGGACGGUAUGCUGCUAAGAGACUCCGGUAGGGAGGCGGCGGAGAGUGGGAAGGACGUGAGUGGCAGCACAGCGCCUGCUCUGUCCCCCCCACUACUGUGGUGUCACUGCUACCACCACUGUCCAGAAGACUCCACCAACAACACGUGCAGGACCGAUGGUUACUGUUUCACCAUGGUGGAGGAGGAGGAGGGAGGGGUACCGGUCCAGACUGCAGGCUGCCUGGGGAUCGUCGGGUCAGACUUUCAGUGUCGGGACACAUGGAACCUGCGUCAGAGGAGAUCGCUGGAGUGCUGCACAGACCAAGAUUACUGCAACAAAAACCUGCAUCCUACUCUGCCACCGCUCAAGCCGCCGCUCUAUGUCGACGGAAAGAUCCACCACAUGGCCUUGUUGAUCUCAGUCACUGUUUGCAGCAUCAUACUGGGCGUCAUUAUUGUCUUCUGCUACUUCAGGUAUAAGCGUCAGGAGUCUCGUCCUCGCUACAGCAUCGGCCUGGAGCAGGAUGAGACCUACAUCCCACCCGGAGAGUCUCUGAAGGACCUGAUAGAGCAGUCUCAGAGCUCUGGCUCGGGCUCAGGCCUCCCUCUACUGGUCCAGAGAACAAUAGCCAAGCAGAUCCAGAUGGUGAAGCAGAUCGGAAAGGGGAGGUAUGGAGAGGUGUGGAUGGGCCGGUGGAGGGGAGAGAAGGUGGCUGUUAAAGUCUUCUUCACCACUGAAGAGGCCAGUUGGUUCAGAGAGACUGAAAUCUACCAGACCGUCUUAAUGAGACACGAGAACAUACUGGGUUUUAUAGCCGCAGACAUUAAAGGCACCGGCUCCUGGACCCAGCUCUACCUGAUCACAGACUACCACGAAAACGGCUCUUUGUACGACUACCUCAAAUCCACCACCCUCGACAAUAAAGCCAUGCUGCGGCUGGCCUACUCGUCUGUAUCGGGACUGUGUCACCUCCACACGGAGAUCUUCGGCACCAAGGGAAAACCCGCCAUCGCUCACAGGGAUCUGAAGAGUAAGAACAUACUGGUGAAAAGAAACGGGACCUGCUGUAUAGCUGAUCUGGGACUGGCUGUCAAGUUCAUCAGUGACACCAAUGAGGUAGACAUCCCUCCCAACACCAGAGUCGGCACAAAGCGCUACAUGCCUCCAGAGGUUCUGGACGAGACUUUGAACAGAAGUCAUUUUCAGUCGUUCAUCAUGGCCGACAUGUACAGCUUUGGGCUCAUUCUCUGGGAGAUCGCUCGGCGUUGUAUCUCAGGGGGGAUCCUUGAGGAGUACCAGUUGCCGUAUCAUGAGUCAGUUCCUACCGACCCUUCAUAUGAAGACAUGAGAGAGGUGGUCUGCAUCAAGAGACUACGACCAUCCUUUCCUAAUCGAUGGACCAGCGAUGAGUGUUUGAGACAGAUGGGGAAGCUGAUGACAGAAAGCUGGGCCCACAACCCGGCCUCCCGCCUCACAGCGCUGCGGGUCAAAAAGACACUUGCCAAGAUGUCAGAGUCACAGGAUAUCAAGCUGUGAGCCGCCGCUGCCAGGUGUGUGUUUACACACAUAGAAAGGGCACUAACAAUCACACUGGCACAGGCCGCACAAACUUUCUUUUUUUUUUGUUUCUGGGAAACGGAGGCAGAACAGGAAGCAACAAGGUCACUUUGGAGAUCACAGGAUCACACCCUUUGGGUCCAGAUGCCCGAACCCUGCAACACAAGUCCCAUUAAAAAAAGAAAAAUAGAUAAAAAAGAUUACAGGACAACAGAGGUUUAUUAAAACGAUCCGGUCUCACAUGGCCCUGUUCCGUCCACCAGAGGAGACGAGACGAUCUCCUUGCACACUAGUGAGGACUCCUGCUAUAGGCUCCUGUUCACAUGCUCUGAAGGCCUCGGAGAGAACGUUUGACUUGGCACUGUAGCUGCAGAGAUAGGCAAACAACAGGCUACUGACCAGCGAGUGGAAUCAUAUAUCAAUGCUUUCUGUGAAAGCUACCCUUCCUGUAGAUGAAGGUCUGAUUGACAGAACUGAAGAGAUGUACUUAAAGGCAACCUGUUACUGCAGCACCACACCUCCUUUCAAAACACAUUUCGUCACUCUUUAAUUGACAGCUUUUUUUUUUAAAUGACUGACACAAUAUGACAGAAAAUAAAAAAUAAAACAAGGUAUUUUGAGGCUUUAAAAGUUUUGUUUACGCUGGUACCGUUUGUAGACACUGAAGAAAAGCUGUACCUGUAUAUUUGAGUUGUGAUGGUCUAUGAAAGUUGUUAAAAAGUGUAUUUUUCAUGUAAAACUCAAAUUCUUUAUGUGGAAAAAAAAUAAAAUGUGUAUGUCC